AUGGAGCGCACACUGUUCGAGACCUUUGAAACUCAGCCAGGUGACCUCGCUUUUACUCUACUGCAGGGCUCACCAUCGCAUAACAUAGGCAUGUUCCACCUUACUCCUCCUCCAAGCUCUGCCAGUGGGUGUAGUCCUGCCUAUGAGUACAGGGCUACCACACGUAGUCGCAGUGUUACUACAAAGAAAUUCCAGCGGGAUAUCACUCCAACAAAUACUCGUCGGGCCCGAGCAUUCAAAAGAACUAGGCGCCAUCGGUCAUCAUCAUGUGACACCGCCUAUGAUUUGUCAGAUGACAUACAUGCACCUGCAUCCCUUCCCCCCAUAGUCCAUCAUCUAUCACUCUAUGUGAACUGUGUGAGAAGAAAAUUCAAGCCCUACAAUAGGGAUGCUCCCACUAUGUGGGCCCUCCAAUUCGCUGAAGGUUACCUUACCCCAGGGAACACCAAUACGAGUCCCACAGAUAUUCAGAGGGGCAAGCAUCAAUUAUGUUGUGGCUUGAGACACCUGUCCCAUGAGGCUAUGGCUCAAGCCGUCCUCACGAAGGAAGCUGAUGUUGAGUCGAGACGCCUGAGUGCCAUGGCAACGGCUUGGCAAAUCGAGGCAUCUGAGCGACACACAAAGUUCCUUCACAUGUUUCUUGAGUGUGAUGCUGAUACAUAUGCUAGCGCCGCUUCAGAGCGUCUCGACUCAUCAGUUCAAGCUCUCGUUAACUGCAGUAAGGAGGAGCUUCAAAACCACAUGGACUUUGGUGCCGUCGCAUAUAAACAUGACGUGAUGUCUUUCGCUGUUGUGAACGAACAGCUCACUGACAUGGAGGGUUAUGCUGUUGAGCAUUAUCAGUCCAAAGAUGUUCAUGCAGGAGGUGGCAAGCAAGCGCUUCCCAUCGACUCUGGUGAUAUUUCAGAUGAAGGGGGUCCAGAGUCUGUGCAUGAAUCCACAGAGAACUCUGAGUCGGACAGCUGA
Molecule: messenger RNA, 966 nt
Organism: Suillus bovinus
Lineage: Eukaryota; Fungi; Basidiomycota; Agaricomycetes; Boletales; Suillaceae
Exons: 2
Coding region: 1-966 (321 amino acids)
Source: RefSeq, a predicted model, not a curated record